GUUUCUUAAUUUUUUACAGGGAGCUUAGUCAUAAUCGUUUGGUGUCACUGAGGGAAGGAACAUUCAGGGGCUUAGGUUCUCUCAUGACUUUUAUGCUCUCGCACAACCACCUUGCACAUAUAGAACAGGAUUCAUUUGAGUCUACCUCCAGUCUUAUCACUCUGGAUCUUGGCCAUAAUGAGCUACGUUGGAGUCUAGAGGACAAUAAUGGAGCAUUUAGCAAACUGGAUAACCUAAAGACACUGUCACUGGCCUAUAAUGUUAUUGAAACUGUGCAUGUUGAAACUUUUGUUCCACUGGUGUCUCUCACAUCUCUUGAUCUACGAGGAAAUCAGCUUCGUACCCUACCUCAUAACCCUUUCUUAGGUCUGAAACACUUAAAUUCAGCACAGCUGAACACAUCUAGCCUUGUGUGUGAUUGUCACCUAUUAUGGCUGCCAGGAUGGUUGUCAUCUAUCACAUUUAAUGCCUCCUCCUCUAUUACAAUCUCUUGCAAUUAUCCACCUGGCCUUCGAGACCGUCCUAUAUCAUCCCUCUUGAGUACUGAUUUCAGCUGCGAGUCAUCACCUCGUCCCAUAAUCAGUCAGUCUCCAAAGGAUCAGAUUGUGUUGCAUGGUGCUAAUGUAACACUUACUUGUGUUGCUCAAGCUGGUACAGAUGGGGACCAACCAAAGUUCAUGUGGAGGAAGGACAAUCAGUUGUUGGUUGAUUUUGAGCCUGAAAUUCGAAUCAGUGUGGUUGGAGGUGAUGGUGAAGGUGGAACCAUACACAAUGUAACUUCUUUGCUUCAUUUGCAUAAUGUUUCUGAUCAAGACCGUGGUGAAUACCAAUGCUUUGUACGGAAUCACUAUGGAGCUAGUUACUCUCAAUGUGCUAACAUUCAAGUUCACGUUUUUCCUUACUUCACCAAGACACCAACUAGUGUGGCUGUACGUAUGGGAGAAGUGGCCAAACUGGAAUGUGUUGCUAAAGGUUCUCCAACUCCUGAAAUCUCCCUCUUAAAAGAUGGAGGAGAUGAUUUUCCAGCAGCUAGGGAGCGACGAAUUCAUGUUUUCUCAAAUGAAACUAUCUUCUUCAUUAAGCCAGUACAACCUCAUGAUGAGGGUCAGUAUACAUGCAAGGCCACUAAUGCAGCAGGUACGGCUUCUGCGCAUGCUUCUGUAACAGUACGACAGAUACCAGAAUUCAUCAAACCAUUACAAGAUGAAGUUGCUCGACUUGGAGAUAAUGCUCUUCUUGAAUGUCUGGGCACUGGGCUUCCCACACCAAGGAUAACCUGGAGCAAGAAUGGUAAACCCUUAAUAAAUGAUGGUCGCUACGUGUUAGUAGAGAACAGCCGAUACCUGUUGAUCAAAGAGACUGAAACAGAGGAUGUUGGAACCUAUGUCUGUGAAUUGACCAACAUUCUAGGCACAGCACGUGGUAAUAUCAAUUUCUCCAUAAGAGGUAAAAUCAUCAGUAUAUUAGUUUAAAUGUCUACAUUUCUU
This is a messenger RNA of Cherax quadricarinatus, 1487 nucleotides long. NCBI's taxonomy places the organism in Eukaryota, Metazoa, Arthropoda, Malacostraca, Decapoda, Parastacidae. The record is from RefSeq and is a predicted model, not a curated record.